AGUUCCACGGAAACCUCUUGGAAAAGCCUAAGUGCCUAACGACCCGAGAAAAUUUCCUUUCUGUCAAGUGCCAUCCCUUCUUCAGUAAUUCAGUUAUGUGAUCCACCACUUUAACGACAUUUCAAAGUCACCGCCGUAAUCCAACCCUCUCUCUUUGGUCUUUCCUUUAUUUUCUGACCGACACUCUCAAUUACUAUGCAUUACAGCUUCGGUGGUGGAACAAUCUCUGAUUCAUCAGUUUCUUCAUCCAUGGACCCAUUCGAAUCUUGAUCUCUCCCCAUUUUUCCUGCUCUUCCUCUCUGUUUCUUGAGAAGAGAAGAGAAGAUAAGAGAAGAGAAGAAAGACGAUCCGAUCUCUCUCUAAAGAACGCAUGAUGGAACCAUCGGUUCGGUCUCUCAUAAAGGAGAGGAAAUACCCAUUUCUCUUCGCUUGCUUUGUCCUUUUCCUAUGCUUUUCUCUUCUUGUCUCCACCAACAACCGUUACUCUUAUCUAUCCGUCACUGAUCUCCAGAAAUCUCGUCUGAUUUCUUCCUCUCCCGAUAAUCCCUUGAAUGCACCUCCUCCACCUCGUCUUCUUCGUUCUCCUUCUCCUCUUCCUCGCAACUCAAGUUCUGACAGGAAAGAGAAAGAACAAGAUGGGCCAACAGUUCCUUCUCCGCCUGAUCGGACUUCUGACGGUGAUAGAGGAUUGAGUUUAAUGACUUGGGAGCUAUGUAAGAUUAAGGGGUCGAUCGCUGUUGAUUACAUACCCUGCCUUGAUAACAUGAAGGCAAUAAAGGCAUUGAAGUCGAGACGGCACAUGGAGCACAGAGAGCGCCACUGCCCCGAUCCUAGCCCUCGCUGUUUGCUUCCUCUUCCCCAGGGUUAUAAAAUACCCGUUCCCUGGCCGAGGAGUAGGGACAUGAUUUGGUUUGACAACGUCCCUCACCCUAAACUUGUUGAAUUCAAGAAGGACCAGAACUGGGUCCGGAAGUCUGGUGAUUACCUUGUUUUCCCUGGAGGUGGUACUCAAUUUAAAGGAGGUGUGCAGAACUAUGUUGAGUUUAUAGAGAAGACUCUGCCAAAUAUUGGAUGGGGAAAACAAACAAGGAUUAUUCUGGACGUUGGUUGUGGUGUUGCAAGCUUUGGUGGCUACUUGUUGGAGAAAGAUGUUCUUACCAUGUCAUUUGCCCCAAAGGAUGAGCAUGAAGCUCAGAUACAGUUUGCUUUAGAGCGGGGUAUUCCUGCCAUUCUUUCUGUCAUUGCGACGCAUAGGUUGACUUUUCCUGAUAAUGUCUAUGAUUUGAUUCACUGCGCACGAUGCAGGGUCCACUGGGAUGGAGAUGGUGGAAAGCCACUAAUGGAGCUCAACAGAAUCCUUAGGCCUGGAGGAUUUUUUAUAUGGUCAGCAACACCAGUUUAUCGUGAUGAUUCAAGAGACCUGGGUGUCUGGAAUUCUAUGGUUGCUUUGACAGAGUCCAUCUGCUGGAAAAUGGUAGCUAAGACGGUAGACUCAGAUGGAAUUGGGCUUGUACUAUAUCAGAAGCCUACCUCGAAUACUUGUUAUGAGGAACGCAAAGAAAGUGAUCCCCCAUUGUGUGAUCAGAGGGACAUUCAAAACACUUCAUGGUAUGCACCCCUUCGUAGAUGUCUUCCCCCUCUUCUGCAAAGGGGCUCAAGUAACUGGCCCACACCCUGGCCUGAAAGGCUGAGCAGUACACCUCCAAGUCUAUCAAUGGAACCAAGAGUUGAAGAAACCCUUUCUGAAGACACAAAACACUGGUCUGCACGCAUAGCAGAUGUUUAUUUGGGUGGUCUGGCAAUCAACUGGUCAAGCACACGAAAUGUAAUGGAUAUGAAUGCCGGCUAUGGGGGAUUUGCUGCAGCACUUAUUGACCAACCACUUUGGGUGAUGAAUGUUGUACCCAUCAAUGGGCCAGAUACGCUAGCUGUAAUUUUUGACAGAGGGUUGAUCGGAAUUUAUCAUGAUUGGUGUGAAGCUUUUAACACUUAUCCUCGAACUUAUGAUCUCCUGCACUCCAGUUACUUAUUUGGAAAUCUAACACAGAGGUGUGACAUUGCGGUGGUGGUAGCAGAGAUGGACCGGAUAUUGAGACCGGGUGGAUGGAUUUUGGUUCAAGACAAAAUGAAAAUGAUUGAUCAGCUGAUUCCCAUUUUCAAGUCUCUGCACUGGGAGAUUAAUGCACAUGAGGAACAGUUCCUUGUUGGUAAAAAGGGUUUUUGGCGUCCAAUGGUUAGAGGGGCCAAAACAUGAUUUGAUAAAGAGUCAUUCAUGGGAGAUCUUUGUGGUUCAAAUGCCAUUGAUGUGGGAACAAUUACACCAGAGAAGUGGAUGAUGGCCUCUUCUAUCAUUGCCCCGUUGAGAUAUGUGAUUUUUGUGGGUGACAUCUUUCAGUAGGGCCCCCCAUUGGAUGGUUCCCGCUUGUGUGCCAUGUCACCUGCCUCUUUUGUUUAUUGACAAAGGAUUAAUCCUGAUAGUUGCAGAAUCAAUUGGCCCUUCUGACAUUAUUUAUGUAGUACGUUCAUAAUAAGACCAUUUUCCUUUUAA
Molecule: messenger RNA, 2548 nt
Organism: Macadamia integrifolia
Lineage: Eukaryota; Viridiplantae; Streptophyta; Magnoliopsida; Proteales; Proteaceae
Product: probable methyltransferase PMT23
Exons: 8
Coding region: 371-2254 (627 amino acids)
Cellular component (GO): trans-Golgi network; endosome; cytoplasm
Molecular function (GO): methyltransferase activity
Source: RefSeq, a predicted model, not a curated record